This is a messenger RNA of Amoebophrya sp. A120, 513 nucleotides long. The record is from the annotation of a GenBank genome assembly. Lineage: Eukaryota; Dinophyceae; Syndiniales; Amoebophryaceae.
AUGCAUCCUCCCUCCGACCUGUCCACCGCCCGGGUUAUCGUGACCGGGGCGGGCGCCGGUCUUGGCCGCGCCUAUUGCCUGGACCUCGCCAAUGCCGGCGUGGGUGGACUUCUGGUAAAUGACAUCAAUGGGAAGAAUGCCGAGGCAGUGGCGUCGGAGAUCAGGAUUCUCAGUCCGAAAACGAAAGUUGGCGUGAACACCAGCAGCAUCGCACCGGAAAGCGGUGGUGCACCAGAUGGCGCAGCGAAGAUAGUGGAAGACUGUAUGCGAUAUCUGGGAGGGCCGCCGACCGGAUUGGUGAACAAUGCUGGGGUAUCAGAACAAAGACGUAGUGGAGACGAAAGGCGGUGGAGUUGCCGCCUUUAGAUUCAAAUCGUUUUGCAUGACAUCACUGUGAUUACUCGAACACAACAAGUUGCGCGAAGCGCGACUUUUCCAACAAAACGGCAACUCUCCGCAAGAGAAACUCCGGCUUUUUUCUCUUCAAACCGCAUCCUUCGGGACGUAGCGUUC